Messenger RNA from Betta splendens (Siamese fighting fish), 5912 nucleotides. It is a transcript of the gene srgap1a, whose product is annotated as SLIT-ROBO Rho GTPase activating protein 1a. The transcript is spliced from 23 exons. Gene Ontology annotation, molecular function: protein binding. Bases 666 to 4040 code for a protein of 1124 amino acids. Gene Ontology annotation, cellular component: cytoplasm. Gene Ontology annotation, biological process: signal transduction; negative regulation of cell migration. The record is from RefSeq and is a predicted model, not a curated record. Lineage: Eukaryota; Metazoa; Chordata; Actinopteri; Anabantiformes; Osphronemidae.
UGCUUCCAGCUGCUUGUGUGCUGCAGUCGACCUGUCCUGUCUGCUUCUGAGCCUGAAGAGAGAGAGAGGCCGUCGAGGGAGAGCGAGCCGCGGGGGAAGCCGUGCGUAUCCGUGUGCUGGAGUCCCAAACUGGAAACCAGUACCAGCAGGCAAACACGUACCCGGUCGAUCUGAAUGGACUUUACAACCGCCAGCUCGGGCUGAUUGCACUAAUUUACACGGCACGGUGAAAAACCCACCUCGGAGACCCUGAAACUUGCGUGAAUGUUUUCUUCUUCGUCGUCGUCUUCGCCGCCGCCUCCGUCUUCUUCUGUGGUAGCAGCAGCGCUGUUGCGCCGCUCCGUCCGCUCCGACAGUUGAGCGGAUUCACUGGUUGGAGCAGGGUUGUGGAUCGGGCCCUGCUGCAUAUCCGCCGCUUUUCCAGAGGGACGAGGAACAAUGAAGGACUAAACGUCUACUCCUCGCUCCAAGUCGAGCUUGUUGCACAGUUCAAAGCUUUUCCCGGUCUCAUUUUGAUUUGCGCUUCUUCUUCUUCUCCGCUCUGUCGCGUUGAUUUUUUCCCCCCGUCCUGUGUGGGAUGCCUCGGCUGCUCUAAGGAUUCCGCUUGUUGACAAACUGUUUCCCCGAGAAGUUUACAACAAGUACAGGACGCGAGGAGACAGAAAAUGUCCACACCGAGGUUCAAAAAGGAUAAAGAAAUCAUCACGGAGUACGAGAGUCAAGUAAAAGAAAUCCGCACGCAGCUAGUGGAGCAGCAGAAAUGUCUGGACCAGCAGACAGAGAUGAGGGUCCAGCUGCUCCAGGACCUGCAGGACUUCUUCCGGAAGAAGGCCGAGAUCGAGAUGGAGUACUCCAGGAACCUUGAGAGGCUGGCCGAACGCUUCAUGGCAAAGACUCGCAGCACCAAGGAUCACCAGCAGUACAAGAAGGACCAGAACCUGCUGUCGCCUGUCAACUGCUGGUACCUGCUGCUGAACCAGGUGAGGCGGGAGAGCAAGGACCACGCCACGCUGAGUGACAUCUACCUCAACAACGUCAUCAUGAGGUUCAUGCAGAUCAGCGAGGACUCCACACGGCUGCUCAAAAAGAGCAAGGAAAUCACCUUUCAGCUCCAAGAAGACUUAAUGAAAGUCCUAAAUGAGCUGUACACGGUGAUGAAGACCUACCACAUGUACCACUCGGAGAGCAUCAACGCCGAAAGCAAGCUGAAGGAGGCCGAGAAGCAGGAGGAGAAGCAGAUCAGCAGGGCGGAUCCGGUCUUCAGCAUCCGGAUGGAGGACAAAUACCAAAAGCGCAGCUCUGUGAAGAAGAUCGAGAAGAUGAAAGAAAAGCGUCAAGCCAAGUACUCCGAGAACAAGCUGAAGUCGAUCAAAGCGCGGAACGAGUACCUACUGACGCUGGAAGCGACAAACUCCUCCGUUUUCAAAUACUACAUCAACGACUUGUCAGAUUUAAUUGACUGUUGUGACCUAGGCUACCACGCCAGCCUGAACCGAGCGCUGCGGACGUACCUGUCGGCCGAAUACAACCUCGAGACCUCGCGCCACGAGGGUCUUGAUAUCAUUGAAAAUGCCGUGGACAGCUUGGACCCGCGAAGCGACCGACAGAGGUUCAUGGAGAUGUAUCCCACUGCCUUCUGCCCUCCCACAAAGUUUGAGUUCCAGUCUCACAUGGGAGAUGAGGUGUGUCAGAUCUCGGUGCAGCCGCCGGUGAACGGAGAGCUCAUCCUGAGGUUCCAGCAGCUGCAGUCCCGUUUGGCAACUUUGAAAAUCGAGAACGAGGAGAUAAAGAAAACAUCAGAAGCCACUUUGACCACCAUCCAGGACAUGGUGACCAUUGAAGACUACGACGUGUCUGAGUGCUUCCACCACAACCGGUCCACCGAGUCCAUCAAGUCCACUGUGUCGGAGACGUAUCUUAGCAAACCCAGCAUCGCUAAGAGGAGGGCCAACCAGCAGGAGACGGAACAGUUUUACUUCAUGAAAUUCCGAGAGUUUCUGGAGGGCAGCAAUCUCAUCACCAAGCUGCAGGCCAAACACGACCUACUGAAGAGGACGCUCGGUGAAGGCCACAGAGCUGAAUACAUGACCACAAGACAUCCCAACGGGCCGCACAAAACAAACACAGGCACCCGGCGGCCUAGGCCCCGCUCUGUUUUUAAUGUUAGGUUAUUUAAUGGCAAUUUGGAGUCUUUCAUCAAGGAUUCUGGACAAGCCAUUCCCCGGGUGGUUGAAAGCUGCAUCCGCUACAUAAAUCUAUAUGGCCUCCAACAUCAGGGAAUUUUCCGUGUGCCUGGGUCCCAGCUGGAAGUCAAUGACAUCAAGAAUUCAUUUGAAAGAGGAAACGACCCACUGACGGACGAUGAGAACAAUCAUGAUAUCAAUUCAGUGGCCGGCGUCCUCAAACUUUAUUUCCGUGGACUGGAGAACCCUCUUUUCCCCAAAGAGAGGUUCAAUGAUCUGCUUUCCUGCAUCAGAAUAGACAACCUGUAUGAGAGAGCUCUGUACAUCCGUAAGAUCCUCCUGACCAUUCCCAGAUCUGUCCUCAUCGUCAUGCGCUACCUUUUCGCCUUCCUCAACCAUCUGUCUCAGUACAGCGACGAGAACAUGAUGGACCCUUACAACCUGGCCAUAUGCUUCGGUCCUACACUCAUGCCCACACCCGACAGCCAGGACCAGGUCUCCUGCCAGGCCCACGUCAAUGAGAUCGUCAAGACCAUCAUCAUCCACCAUGAAACCAUCUUCCCUGAUUCCAAAGAGCUGGACGGACCAAUUUAUGAAAAGUGUAUGGCUGGAGGAGACUACUGCCAACGCCGUCUAGCUGCUAGGCCACAGUGCUGCUGGUGUCUGAGUGAGAGCCCCUACAGCGAGCACGGAACCUUGGACGAGGUCGACAACGAAGGCGGUACGGAGGCACACACCAGCGAGGACGAGGGUGAGCCCAUUGAAGCUAUUGCCAAGUUUGACUACGUCGGGCGAUCUUCCCGAGAGCUGUCUUUCAAAAAGGGCGCCUCGCUGCUGCUGUACCAGCGGGCGUCCGAGGACUGGUGGGAAGGGCGGCACAAUGGCAUCGACGGCUUGGUCCCACACCAGUAUAUCGUCGUCCAAGACAUAGAUGACAACUUCUCCGACACCCUGAGUCAGAAGGCUGACAGCGAGGCCAGCAGCGGUCACGCCGGAGAGGAGAAAUGCUCAGGGAAGGACAUCAGCUCACCCACUGACGGCAGGAUCUCUGAGGCCUACAUCAGCAGGCACAGGAAAAGAAGUGACCCACCAACUCGCCGACCACCUGCCUGUCCCAGUGACGUCCACUGCAUGGUGCACGCGUCCCAGCAGAGUCACGGCGACACCCCAGAGAUGGGCUCCCCGGUUCUAGGCCACUUCAGCCCGCGGGACAUGCUGCGCAGUCGCAACCACAUGCCCGCGGACAGCCCCGAGCGCCACCGCCGCACCGGCCACGGCAGCCUGACCAACAUCAGCCGCCACGAAUCGCUCAAGAAGCUGGAGAGCCCCCCGAUCCGCCGCUCCACCUCCUCGGGCCAGUACCCGGGCUUCACCGACGCGCACCACCACCACCAUCACCACCACCACCACCACGGCGGCAAGCCCCUGGAUCCGGAGACCAUCGCACAGGACAUAGAGGAAACUAUGAACACCGCCCUGAACGAGCUGCGUGAGCUGGAGCGGCAGAGCUCGGCCAAGCACGCUCCCGACGUGGUGCUGGACACCCUGGAGCAGCGGCAGACCUCCGGCAGCAGCGGCGGGGGUCCCACGCCGGCCAGCUCCAGCGAGUCGCUCAGCCCCAUCCACGGCAUCAUGCUGAGGCCCACCGCCAACACCGAGCCUCCCAUCCGCCACAGCACCAGCUCCUCCAGCGACACCAUGAGCACCUUCAAGCCUGUGGUGGCGCCCCGCAUGGGGGUGCAGCUCAAGCCCCCCGCCUUGAGGCCCAAACCCAUGGUCCUGCCCAGGUCUAGCCAGGCACCCCAGCCUUCUGCUGCGUCGUCUCAGGAUCCUCUAGACAAGUCCUGCACCAUGUAACAGGAACAGGAACCAGAGAUGAACACUCGACUCCUAGGGACUGAAAGACGCCACAUCAUAGAAAUUCUACUUCUAGAACUAGAGAUGUCUGUUAGGAGAGAGAUUAUAAAGAGGGGAGACUGGUGGAGGAGAAUUUGUCAGUUGGACAAAUCUGCUGUCUCAUGCACAGUUAUGUGUUGAUAUACUUAGAUCAAUAGUAUGUAAAGUGUCAUUUAAAAAAAAAUGUUUGAACAACAAAUCACAAAGGCUUCCUUCGAAGUUUCAGACACUGUAUUCUUCUCAGAGUAGUUUAGUUUACAGACAUUAAACCAAACAUAGUGCAUGUAGCUCCUGUUGCCAAUAGCGACCACAAUGGCACCCUCACUCAUUGAUUUAGUAACUGUACGUUCUUGCUCUGACCUAGGAGGUCCCUGAAGGCAUCACAAACUCCUUCAAAACCCUGUUCUUUGAUAUGUGCAGUAGCCGAUUUCAGAUAUUACAUAUUUUAGAGGUACUGUGACUGCCUGAGCUCGGGAACGUACGGUACUCUGGUGUGUGAAGCUCUGCAGCUUUCUUUGUUCAGGCAGUUCCAUCAGUCACGUCUGUGAAAAUGGCCACAUCUGCGCUGGAUUCAAGCUUCCUAACAUCUUUCCACAUUGCCUGGAGUGAGAUGUGCUUAUUGGGUAAAACCACUACGUCAUUUUGUCACCAAGUGAUUUACUGCAUCUGUGACUAAUGAAGGGAUACAUCACAUGCCUGUUAACAUAUGCCUUUGCGUCUGUGUAGCCUAUGGAGAUACACUGUAAGAUCAUGGAUCAUCUGGAACACAUGCCAUUACCUUCCUGUAUGCCUUGCUUGGCUUCAUCCACCCCAGGACACAAGUGUAUAAGUUAAAGCAUGGAACUCUAUCCUCCAUGUGUGAUCUAGGCGUCCUUCCUAUUGACAGACAUGUAUAGACUCGAGGCAGCGCCCUGUGGGAGUGCUCCCAGUAGCCAUGGACCUAAUGACUGUUAGUGUAAAAGCUUCCUAUUACUUUGAUUUGCUUCCUAUUGUCGUCUUUGCGAAUGUCUCCAAAAACAGAGCUCCCUCUACUGACGACAGUUAUUUGCCCUUUGUGGAUGACGACACUUGCUGUGUGUGUUACUUAGUUCUCAACUCUUCAGAUCAAGUAAUAAUUUUAAAAUGCAAUAGCGCCACAUGGUUGUGUGUCUCCAUGAGUGUGUGUCUGCACCCUUCAUCUUUUGUUCAACCUCUGUACUGUAGAAAUGUCAGCGGGUGCGUUUACUGGACAAUGAUACUCUGGAAAUGGUUUGUGACGAAUAAGCAAUGCUCUCCAACUAGAGGUUUACACUAUUUUUGACUUCACAAUGUGUGUAAUUAAUUCCAGAAUGACUAACUUCCAUUAUUUUUGUAAUCCUUUUCUCAUCUUUGCUGGGUUUCUGAGUAGAAAUGUCUUGGAACAAAUGGUGUAGAAUAAAUAUCUAGAUAUGUGUGUCACACCUACAGUAUGAAGCCCGGUGUAGGAAAUGUGUGCGCUUGUCAACACUAGCAUCUCUGUGAUGUUCUGUACAUCUGUAGUAUGUACUGUGAAAGUGCCUUUAAAAAUGUUUUAGAGGAACUUCAGACAUUCUGGGUGUGUGUUGCAUUUUUAUGUCAGAUGUUUUAAGGAAAAUGCAGAGCAGGAAGAAGACACGUGAAGAAGUAAUGAUGCCAUUUUCCAAACUGUUAUCACAUAAUUAAUAAUAAAUACAUAGCUUAUACUUUGUGACAUUUAACUUUUAUGUAUAUAAGUGUAUAUACGGCAUGUACCAUCAUAAUGUUUAGAGUUUGAGGGCUUAUCGCUCCAAGAAUUUCUUUCUAAUAAAGGAAAUUAUUUGGCGGGUCUAAAGUGGA